GUCCCCAUCGCCGGCUGCCGCUUUAAGCCAGGUAGACUCGCACAGGCACAGGCUUGGAACUUCGGGUCCUGCCUCCGCCCCCGCAAGGGGACCCGCGGGUCUCACAUCCCAGUGCUGGUGUCUCCCAGGAGCUACUGGCUGUGGCUUAGGCUGGGCGCCUCCCCAGGCACUGUCACCUGUUUGACAGCCUCGCACUAAUUCAGAGAGCAGCACCAGCCAGGAGCCCUGAGCGAGCACUCCAGUGGAUUAGAACUCGCUUCCUUGCUCCUCCCUGCAGUCCCAUUUAAAGCUAAGUCUGGCUUUAAGAAAAAGCUGAGUGGGCGCAGUGUCUGCAGCGCUUUCUUCUGAAAGAUGAACACCAUUCUGCCUUGCCAAGAUCAGUAUUCUGUAGGAGGCCAGAGUUAUAAUUGCCCGUAUUCCACUACAACGUCAGAAUCCAGUGUUGACGUUUCCAAGGAGACUUGGGUCUCUUUCUGGGCUGCUGGUCUCCUGGACAACGCCGAGUCCCAGCAAGCAGCACAAGCACAGGACUCAUCCUGUGGCUUAAAUUUUCCUGUCCUGGACUCCUGUUCAUGGGAAGAGGCUCAGCUCUCAUCUCAGCUCUACAGAAAUAAGCAGCUCCAGGACACUCUGGUACAGAAGGAGGAAGAACUCGCUAGGCUACACGAAGAGAAUAAUCACCUCAGACAAUACCUGAAUUCUACUUUGGUUAAAUGUCUGGAAGAAAAGGCCAAGAAAUUGCUGUCAUCAGAUGAGUUUUCCAAAGUGUAUGGAAGACUCAGAAAAGAGAAGAGGAAACCCAAAGAACACAGGCAACACCCUGCUGAGAUUCCCCAGUCCAAGACUGCCAAGAGAAACCUCUCCACAGAGUUUUCUAAGUGUGAAGAACAGCCUGGGCCCUGUGUGGACCCCUGGGUUCUUCAAAUCCUUGGGUUGAAAGACCUCAACACCAUUGAUGACACCCUACCAGCUAACUACAGUGCCGUCACCUCUCAUCCCAAAACAUUCCCCAGUACGUCCUCCCAGUUUCUUCAUAAUAGAGCUGGCUAUGCAACUGUCCCCAGAGAUCUAUGCCUUGACUAUGGAGGUGAGAGAACACAUGCCUCGCACACCACCCCCAUGCCCCAGCAAGACUGUCACUGUUUCCCUAGGCUUUCUAGUCCUCCAGUGGGCAUGCAAACUCUUCCUUACCACACUGCAGAUGUGUCACCCAACAAGACAGAGGUGGCCUUCUCCACAUCUCUGAGCCCUCACUGCAAUGUGAAAACUCACUCUUUCCACCAGGGACAAGCCUUUGUGCGUCGAGACCAAGAGGGAGGCUGGAAGUUCACCUGGGUCCCCAAGCAGCCUUAGUGGUCCUUCUUCUAUCAUGGAGUACUGCCAGGACCUCUGUCCACAGAGACCUCUUGCACAUGGACUUGACCAUCCAGAACUCAGCAGCUUUUGCCUGCCUCCUGACACUGCCACUGUUCCUCUAGGUUCCACACUUAAAUUUGCAAGGUGUGAUUUUAAAUAAACCGUGCUGUUAGGUUUCUGCUCUUAUUUUUACUCAUAUCUGACUUGUUUACAUAUCCAUAUCUGCAGCUGGCUUUCCCUCUUUGUUUGAUGCUUUAAAUUACGUUUUCUAAUUACCUAUGUUGCUUUUCACGACUAAAAUGUAAUUUUCUACUGAUAGCCAGUUUAACAGCACAUCAUUUUUGGUCAAAUUAUCAACCUAUUGCUUUUAUUUCCUCUUCUGCUUGUUUUUGUUAUCUGAAAGGUGUUUUUAGAAUGAGCCUCAAUUCUGUUUAAACAUAUUUGCUAGUGAAUGUUCACAGAUUAUGGGACCUGUUCAUUGAUACUACUGAAACCAUAGUGUCAAUAUUAUAUCCAGGGAUGAUCAAAUAAUUAAGCAUCCAUGGUGAUGUUGUCAAAGUGUCUCUUAAGCAAUGCUAAACUCACAAGAAUCAAUACCAAUGACAAAUUAUAGCAUUCAAAAGAACUACAGCUACUUUAACACUUUAUGUGAUCUAUUAAUCUCUUCUGGUACCUGGCAUUGUUUCUUUGAGCAGUAUUGUUCAAACUUCUUUGAGUGACUUUCAUUUAAAAAACAAGACAUCAUCACCAACAGCAAAAACAGUGAGUUUUUCUAAACUACACAGAAUUCUGUCAUUGAAAUUUUGACAUCGUCUUAUCCUUAGUCAUCGUCCAUUCAGCAAUCCCCUCGAAACCUUUAUAGAAUAUUUAGUAUCCAUGUUGAACAAGGCACAGUGGCAUAUGCCCUGAGACCUACACCAGGACACAAGCUAACCUUGAGAAAGCUACCUCAUUUGUAUGAUGGCUUAGUUUUCUCAACCCAAGAAUUCAGAAGCUAGACUAGAUAGUCCACCAACCUUCUGAGUUGAGUGUGGGUUCCAUCAGCCUUAGUCCAACAUGUUAUCGCAACCUAGCCAUCUCUCUACUUUGGAUAAAAGAUGCAGAUUUAUGUAGAAAGAAACAUAUACAAUCAGAACAAGAACAAAUUACUUUCCUCAAUAUAUACUCAAUAUAUAAGUGCUGUUUGGGUCACAAUAUUGUUCACCGUAGGCCAGUUUUGUGUGUUAGUGUAGCCUGGUGAGAGUCUUUUGCCUCUACCAAUAGAGAGAUAUUAAUAUUCAUACUGUGCAUAACUUGAAUGCAAAUACUAACAAGGAUUCAUCCCUUUCUAGAUUAAAGACAUGUUCAGGCAAGUUUGUUUCCUUUCCACCCUAUUCUUCCCAGAAUUAAGCACCUGUCAUAGACACACACCUGUUUUGCCUACAGAGAGCCCAUUGCUAUUUCUCUCACACAUUCUAUCCCAACAAGUCACUUUGCAUAAUCCAUGUCUGAAAUGUGUACUGUCUGUAAUUUUUGUAACAAAGAUGUUUCUUUGUUUUUUGUUUUUUUUUUUGCUUUUGUUCUGUGCCUUAUUUUGAUCAUGAAAUCAAAGAAUCUGUGUUAUAAUUUUUAUUGCUAAUCAAUUUUGUUUAUUAUCCAGCAAAGCACUAGUAUCCGCUGGGGUGUUUUCAUAACAGCAAUGCAACAAUAGAACUUACAAAAGCUUUCUCUUCAAAGGAGUGCCUUUUACAUUCCAGAAUCCAUAUCCCUGAUUGUUGGCAUCAAUCUUAUUUUAGAAUAGCAAACUUAACAUUAGAAUUGAUUGUAUACUCUACCAGGAGUUGAGUAAACAAUGCAAUUAUUUUGGAAGUUGAAUAAAUAGAAAGACAAAAUUAGCUAACAGGUAUUAUGUUGCACUGUUUAAGUGCUCUAUCCUGUGAUGCAUGGAUGAGGAAAUACUCAGGUUCAACACAGUGCAUUUUGUGCACAAAGAACAGCCACAUAUAUGUCACAGCCUUUGAGAUAAUUUCAAUGCAACCAGGUCUCAGCUUGGAGUACAGAAUUUAUAUCCUAUUGUUGACUUGUUUGGACUUAUGAAUGGUGGUAUCGGAGGAAUUGCCACAUUUUUGCAAAUGUAUGUUGACUUAUUUGAGUUAUAUAUAGAACAUAAUUUUUCUGAUAUUUAAGAGACCUGAAAUUUCAUUAUUGAGUGCGUGCUCUGACUUUUCUGGUUUGACUUUGUAUCUUGAGCAAACCAUCUAAUAUUUUACAAGACAAAGUGACAAAACCGUUUUUUUCUGAAUGUGAUGAGCACUUUCAUGUGGUGCAAAUGAUUUCCAACAGUAGAUAUUUAUCCCCCUGGGUUGGAACCAGAAUUCUCUUUAUUUGCACUAAUUUUGUAAUAUACUUAUAGCUGGAUUAGUAUUACUGUAAUUUAGUGUAAUUGAUUGCUUCCUUUUUUCAGGUAUAUAAAUGAGACUAUUGAAUAAUCUCUGUUCAAAAGGAUCAAAUAUGGAAACAACAGUCUUGAACCUAACUUUACAUGACAAUUUGAAUCUAAUGUUGAUUUUUAAUUAUAUUUGAAGAUUUUCUCUUUAAUUAUAUUAACUAUCUGAAAAUUUUAUAUAAUGUAUUUUGAUCAUAUUCACCAACACCCCCAACUCCUCCCAUAUCAACCCUCUUUCCUCUCAACCCCUAUCCACACAACUUUUCUCGUUUUGAUUAUUUAUGAACAAACCUAAUAGAUUUAGUUCUUAAAAUACAAAUAUAUGGCAUAGUUAUGUUUUUAAGUAUGCUUUAAAUCUGCAUUUUGUUAGAUGAACAUAAGCAUUUAGUUUUAAUUCUUACACAGAAUAUCAACAAAUGUCA
Meriones unguiculatus (Mongolian gerbil) is the source of this 4203-nucleotide messenger RNA. It is a transcript of the gene Gmnc, whose product is annotated as geminin coiled-coil domain containing. The record is from RefSeq and is a predicted model, not a curated record. Gene Ontology annotation, cellular component: nucleus. Bases 352 to 1353 code for a protein of 333 amino acids. NCBI's taxonomy places the organism in Eukaryota, Metazoa, Chordata, Mammalia, Rodentia, Muridae. Gene Ontology annotation, biological process: negative regulation of cell cycle; negative regulation of DNA replication. The transcript has 5 exons.